This is a messenger RNA of Eurytemora carolleeae, 1333 nucleotides long. RefSeq names its product alpha-methylacyl-CoA racemase (gene Amacr). The coding region runs from base 35 to 1165 and encodes 376 amino acids. Gene Ontology annotation, biological process: bile acid metabolic process. Gene Ontology annotation, molecular function: alpha-methylacyl-CoA racemase activity. The record is from RefSeq and is a predicted model, not a curated record. NCBI's taxonomy places the organism in Eukaryota, Metazoa, Arthropoda, Copepoda, Calanoida, Temoridae. Gene Ontology annotation, cellular component: mitochondrion. The transcript is spliced from 13 exons.
AAUUUGUUUUUAAGAAUAUAAUUCUUAAAGAAGAAUGGCGUUGAAAGGCUUGAAAGUAUUGGAACUGGCUGGUCUAGCCCCUGCUCCUGUUUGUGGCAUGAUUCUUGCAGAUUUUGGAGCUAAGGUUACAAGGGUGGAUCGAUUAGGAGCUGGUCAUCUGAACUACGAUGUAACUGCUCGUGGAAAACAAUCUAUAUCUAUUGAUCUGAAGAAGAAAGAAGGCGUUCAGGUUUUGAGAAAGCUUUGCUUGAACCACGAUGUUCUCAUUGAACCAUUCCGACCUGGAGUAAUGGAGAAGCUUGGUCUGGGACCGGAUAAUCUUACUCAAGAAAAUCCUAAGCUGAUUUAUGCUCGAUUGACCGGUUUUGGACAAACCGGACCUUACAAACAUAUGGCUGGCCACGAUAUCAACUACCUAGCCUUGUCUGGCGUUCUUUCUUCAUUGGGACGGAAAGGGGAAAACCCUUAUGCUCCGAUCAAUCUUUUGGCGGAUUUUGCUGGCGGAAGCUUUGUUUGCGCAAUGGGUAUAAUGGCAGCUCUCCUGGAACGUAGCGUAUCUGGGAAAGGACAGGUGAUAGACAGCUGUAUGGUAGAAGGAGCAGCUUAUGUUAGUUCAUGGCUUUUUGCGUCAAGGGAUAUGUUUGUGUGGGGUAAGCCAAGAGGAGAAAAUUUUCUUGACACAGGACAUCAUUUUUAUGAGACUUAUAAAACUAAAGAUGAUAAAUAUAUGUCUGUGGGUGCCUUAGAACCUCACUUUUAUAGUGUACUACUGGAUAAGCUAUCUCUAACAGAUGAAGAACUGCCUCAGUUUGAUGAUCCUGAUGAAAUGAAGAAGAAACUAGGCAGAAUUUUCAGCACUAAAACUCAGAAAGAAUGGUCUGAUAUAUUUGAUGGUUCUGAUUCAUGUGUAACCCCAGUGCUAGAAAAGGAAGAUACAGCUGAUCAUCCUCAAAAUAAAUUCAGGGGUUCCUUCCUACCUGGGGGUAUGCCUAGACCUGCCCCCCUUCUCAGUCGAACCCCUGCUAUACCAGCAACAUUAGAGUGUAGUGUGGUAGCUGGAGCAGAUACUAGAUCAGUUCUCCUGGAGAAUGGAUAUACAGGUUCAGAGAUAGAUACACUCCUACUCCAGGGUGUAGUGGAGACUCCAGACAAGUCCAAACUAUGAUCAGGGAAAGAAAAACCACCUACUGCAUUAGUGAUAUACAAUUAGAACAAUUUGGAUUGUGAAGUAUAACAAUAGUUCAGGGAUUUUUAAUUAACAUGGAAAUCUAAGAAUGAGAAUUUUACUUCUAAAUUGACGAAUUGGGUUUUUAAUAAAUUCGUAUGAUUCGAA